This is a messenger RNA of Poeciliopsis prolifica (blackstripe livebearer), 5144 nucleotides long. It is a transcript of the gene trim36, whose product is annotated as tripartite motif containing 36. Lineage: Eukaryota; Metazoa; Chordata; Actinopteri; Cyprinodontiformes; Poeciliidae. Bases 451 to 2811 code for a protein of 786 amino acids. The record is from RefSeq and is a predicted model, not a curated record. The transcript is spliced from 15 exons. Gene Ontology annotation, molecular function: zinc ion binding; protein binding.
UUCUGCUCUUUCCAAGAGUGGGGACCAUUUAUCUCGACUGGUGGAUAAAACCAGAGUCGGCGGUGGUCGAUGUUGGAAGGGGCGGGCGCAAAGGGCUCUGUGGGUCGAGACGUCGCCGCCGAGGGAUGAAGAGGAUGAUGAAGGAGGAGGAGAUGGUACAGUAGAGACGAGGGCGGGGUUUUUUUCCUCCUCCGUAGCAGCAGCAGCAGCAGCAGCCGGCGCAUGUCCUGUAGACUCUCCCGACAAAACAUGAGCUUGCACACAGAGAGAGGAAGGAGGUGAUGAGAGGAGCUGCUCCAGCCAGAUGAUGCCAUCUCACCUUCCCCUGUGCAGCCUGUCGAUCCUCCUCUGAGACUCUGCAGCCCGUUUCUCUCCCCCUACAUUAUAGCUGCGCCUCACUGAGCGGCCUGCAGCUGCGAGCUUGCUCUGGAUCCAUCCCCAUCUGCAGCCAUGUCAGACUCCGAGGACAUGACGGAGUUCGCCAGCAUCGUGGAGCGGAUCGAGCGGGGAGAGAUGCGGCGAAGCAGCGGCGCGUUGUCGGUCCCGAUCAAGAACAUCGAGCGGGAGCUGAUCUGCCCCAUCUGCAAGGAGCUCUUCACCCACCCGCUCAUCCUGCCCUGCCAGCACAGCGUCUGCCACAAGUGCGUCAAAGAGCUGUUGAUGCUGAACUAUGAGGACUCGUUCGAUGCUGGUUCUGAGAGCUCGGUGCCGGGCAGCCCGCGGUCCAGGGUGCCUUCCCCCUCCAUGGAGAGGCUGGACAGGCUUGUCAGAUCAGGUCCCAGGAAACGAAGUGGAAAUACUGGCUUGCAAACUGAGAUAAAUCCAGCACUCCUCUCUUCCCCUGUUCCCCAAAAACGUUCAAUCUCAUCUCCGGGCUGGCGCCGAGGGUCUGUGACUCCCCGGGUCACCGCCAUCCCAUGCCCUGGCUGCCAGCAUGACAUCGACCUGGGAGAGCGCGGCAUCAGCAUGUUGUUCCGUAACUUCACCCUGGAGAGCAUCGUCGAGCGUUACAGGCAGGCUGCCCGCGCGGCCGUUGCAAUCAUGUGUAACGUCUGUAAACCUCCAAGCCAGCAGGAGGCAACGAAGAGCUGCAUGGACUGCAAAGCUAGCUACUGCAACGAGUGCUUCAAAUUACACCAUCCCUGGGGCACCCCCAAAGCCCAGCAUGAGUAUGUUGGUCCCACCACAAAUUUUAGGCCAAAGGUGCUCAUGUGUCCAGAGCAUGAGAUGGAGAAGGUGAACAUGUACUGUGAAGUCUGCAGACGGCCGGUGUGUCAUUUGUGCAAACUGGGAGGGUCCCAUGCCAACCACAAGGUCACUUCGAUGAGCAGUGCUUACAAGAUUCUCAAGGAGAAACUAGCAAAGAGUAUCCAUUAUCUCAUCAGUAAAGAAGACCAGGUCAGGACUCAGAUUACUGAGCUUGACCGGCUCAUCAGUCAGACCGAGGAAAACGGACAGCUUGCAGAGCGUCAAGCCAACGAACAUUUUGAACGUCUGUUUGAGACUCUUCAAGAAAGAAAAUCAGAGAUGCUGAAAUCCAUUGAACAGUCCCGUAACAGACGCAUAGACCAACUGAAAGGCCAGGUGGAGGAGUACCAGGGUAUGUUGGAGAACAGCGGCCUGGUUGGCUACGCCCAGGAGGUGCUGAAAGAGACUGAUCAGUCCUGCUUUGUCCAGACUGCAAAGCAGCUACAUGUCAGGAUUCAAAAAGCCACUGAAUCACUAAAGACCUUCCACCCCUCAGCUGACCCUUGCUUUGAUGAGUUUGUACUGGACACGUCCAAAGAGGAAACUUUGCUGAAAGAGAUGUGCUUCGGUGGAGUCCCAGACCCUCCUCUGAUCGAUUGGUCCCGCAGCAGAGUUUACAACGAGGCCUCAAUCUGCUGGAGGCUCCCUGAGGACCAUCUCCCAACAGAUCACCAUGUUCUAGAGUACCGCAAACUUGGGGGACAAAGCCGGUCUCCGUCUCCAGGGAAUGGAGAGGACAAUGGCGUCUGGAGGGCUACAGACAGGGUGUAUGGGUCCAGUGCUCUGGUGCACGACCUGGAACCUGACAGUCAGUACGCCUUCAGAGUUCGAAGCUGCAGAAACUCCAUGUUCAGCCCGUACAGCCCACAGGUCUCCUUCCACUCUCCACCUGCACCUGUUUUUAACUUCCUGUUCAGUGACAAGUGUGGAUUCAGUACUGAGCGCCUAAUUUUGAACAAUCGACGGGAUGCUGUGGAGAGCGUGGCGGGUAUGGCUUUCCUCCUUUCAGCAGAACGUGUACAAACUGGCAGCUACAUCGGUCUGGACUACAUCAUUGGGGACACGGGCAUCUCCCAGGGGAGACACUACUGGGCCUUUAAGGUGGAGCCUUACUCCUACAUGAUUAAAGUUGGUGUGGCUUCUGAUACCAAGCUGGCUGAGUGGUUCCACAACCCAAGAGACACAAGCAGUCCAAGGUAUGACCAUGACAGCGGACAUGACAGUGGCAGUGAGGAUGCAUGCUACGAGCUCUCCCAGCCCUUCACACUUAUCACCCUGGGCAUGGGAAAACUCUUUAUCCCCAAGGCCUCUUCUUCCUCCUCAGUUUCCAAUGCAAAUGCAUCAUCCGGCGACCCAGGUAACCGCGUGCUUCCCAUGCCGCAACGCCUGGGAAUAUGCUUGGACUAUGAUGCACAUCGGGUGUAUUUUUACGACGCCGACACCAUGAGGUGCCUUUUCGAGAGGCAGGUCGACUGUUCGGGAACGAUGUUUCCAGCCUUUGGUCUCAUGGGCAGUGGAAAGGUACAGCUGGAGGAGUUUAUUGCUGAAAAACUGACCUUCUGAGAAAGAAAAGGAAGAUGUUGAUACAUCAAGACUUUAAUAAAUUACCUUUUUCUUGGGUAUUUUUCUGUGAAAACCUCGGAGGUACGUUGUCCUGUGAGGGUAAAAUUCAACCAUUUUUCUUAGCAAUGGGCCAGUUAUCAGCAGGGCUUCCCUCUCUCCCCACUCUGUGAAUGAGAUGACUGGUCCAGCACGUCCACAUGCAGAGGUCUUCAAAGAUUGAUAUGAAAGAUCAUCUUUGUAAACCAAAGUCUCUGUAUCUGUGAAUUGUAAUUGACCUGCUUUUAUUUACCAGCUGAAAUCAGCUCUUACUGAAGCGGCUACAGAAUAAGUAGUCACUUUAAACAUUUUAACCUGAAACAACUUACACUGGAACACUGCUUUAUUAUUCUAGAUCAUUUCUUGUUUUUUAAGUGGUUGGUGGUUCUGUGUGAAGGUAGCAGCAAAGGCUUAGAUUCUAGAGGAUACGAGGGAAGGUUGCUGCUAGUUUUGAAGCUAGCACCUUUGUGCCUUUUUUCCUCCCCUCCCCCUUUUUUUAAAAAUAAAACAAUCACAGAAUUACAUGGUUGUUAUAUCUAUCAGUUUACUCUAGUUUAUCACUGAAAACACUAUUACUGUCAAUGUUGGCUGUUUUGCACAUGAGUAAAUUGAUGCACAUAAUCUCGCUUUCAUCACUGCUUAGUUAUUUCUUUUGUCGUUAUCGAUAAUUGCGAGCACAGUGGUAAACACAUGGAUGUCUUGCAUUCACAUACAACUUGUUGUUGUAUUUAAUUAUGUGACUGUCACUUUUUUUAUUGGCACAAAACACUAACUUUAACUUAAGUGUUGUCCAGUUACCAAAAUCUGCUGUACUUUAUAACUGCGAUACCAUGAACAGCCUGAAGUCUUUGGCUACGGUGCUUAUUCAAGUGCAACACACAGCUUUGUCACCUCACAGCCUUUUAACAGUUUAAAGGAAGCAUUUAUUCAGGUUUGUCCAAAAAGUGCUAUCACAAAAUGGUACCUUAAUUUUGGUGCACAGCCAUUAGGUGUAGCAUGUUAACCUCUUAACUGUCAUGGAGUAGUUGCUGUUGAAUUCUAGGGACACAUUUGAUGGACUAAAAAGUUUGUUUGGACAACACACUUCAGCUGGUUAACUUUUUUUUUUUUUUUUUUUUUUUUUUUUUUUAUGUGCCUGCACAUGGGUUGGUUUGUACAUCCAAGUGUAUAUAGUGAGAUUUCUGGAUGGUUAGGGUAACUGGUUUGUGUGUGUUUUCUCAGGUUUUUAGCCCAGAUUUGGGUCUGAAGCUACCUACCUCUGUCACUCUUCCCUGGAAAACCUUAACUGCUGUCCCUUUCCUGAAAGAAACUUCUUGAGUUGAUUUAUAGCUUCUUUUUUCUUCUUAUGUUUCUAAUAAUUUUGUUUAGGUAAGACAUUAAGCUGACAUUUUUAUUUAAUGUGUACAUACUAAUCUGGAAAUUGUUUUCAGUGGAAUAAAGUAAAUCAUAAAUGUUUGGGUGUUACUGUAAGGAGAUGUUGACGUGUUCAGCUGCAUUUUGUCAAGGGAUUUUUUUUCUCUCCAAUGGAACAAACUACUUCUCUUCCUGUUCAGUGUUCUUUAGACUUAAUUUUUAGUGUAUUUUUUUUUAAUCAAUAACUGAUAUCUCCAAUUUCAAAGAGGAAUAUUCAGAUAGUGGCGGUGUGCAUAUUUUGUCCUACGUGAUUUACAUCCGUUUUCACUUCAGUCCUCACAGACCUAAAAUCAUAUCCAAAUGUACACAAUCUCCAAAAUCUAUGCAUUUAAUAAUUGGCUGAAAGAGUUCAGUUUUAGUCAUACACAGAAUGUAUUGAUCACAGAACAAAUGGCUGAAUGUUCUUCUAUAUGCAAGAUUAGUUAAGAGUUGCAGCACAUAUGUCAUAAUGCUUAACAAUGUAUUAGACCUUAAAUAAUAAUGCAUCCUGUAUAUUGCAUUUGUCAUAGAUUUGAUUCUUAAUGAUUGCACAGAUUGGCUCCCUGUUUAAAAACAAUGUUGCACUUUAGUGAUCUGCAGCACAUCUGCUCUGCAGGUGUGUUUAAUACUAGUGUUGUGUGUGCAGUAGCAUCAGAGGGGCUGUGAGACUGAAGAGUGGACGCCUGAGCCUUUAGUCACAAUUUGCACUGUUUGUAGGCUGUUGUUGUAAAUGGGCUUCUUAAAGAAGAACAUUUUUUAAAAUGCUUCUAAUCGUGUUUUCUUCUGAGGUUGGAUGUGGUGGUGAAUUUCUGUGUGCAUAUAUACUACGUAAACAUAAUUAUGGAAAGGAUGUUUUUUUCUUUUUCUGUGUAGGGGAUAAAGUGAAUAAAACAUUUUAAAUGAAA